UAUCGAUCAUAGAUAUUUUAGCCUCAUCGCUGGUUAAGUUAACGUCAAUCAAAUUGGAAGUUGAAAGCUAUCAUUAUCAGCAUUAACCGAAGGGCGAAGCCACAAUUUGAGGUUGGAUUUGAAUCAGAAAUCGUCGCAGCCAUUAAAAUUAUUCGUUUCAGGAGAAUUUUAUUUCCCAAAUCACCAGAGCUUGUUGAAUCAUCAAUAAGACCACAGAUAGAUUAACGGAUAGAAAAGAUUUAUGGCGAAUCUUUAUGUGAAGGCGGUGCCGCCGGCCGAUCUGAACAGGAACACCGAGUGGUUCAUGUACCCAGGGGUGUGGACUACCUACAUACUCAUGUUGUUCUUCUCCUGGCUCCUUGUGCUCUCCAUCUUUGGCUGCUCUCCCGGCAUGGCCUGGACCGUCGUCAAUCUCGCCCAUUUCUGUAUCACUUACCAGUUCUUCCAUUGGAAAAAGGGGACACCAUUUGCAGAUGAUCAAGGGAUCUAUAAUGGACUAACUUGGUGGGAACAGAUAGACAAUGGGAAGCAACUUACCCGCAACAGAAAAUUCCUAACUGUUGUUCCUGUGGUGCUGUACUUGAUAGCCUCACACACGACUGACUAUCAACAUCCAAUGCUCUUCUUCAACACACUUGCUGUAAUAGUGCUCGUUGUUGCCAAGUUUCCAAAUAUGCAUAAGGUUCGGAUCUUUGGUAUUAAUGCAGACACGUGAGCUGGGCUUGUGUUUAAAUGGUUGUUUUAGCCUGUUUAAAGGUCACUUUCCACUGAUCCAUCUGAUCCGCAGCUUAAAUGUUAUAUCUCUGUGUAGAAGUCAGAACUGGAAGGCCAUUUGAACAUGUAAUGUUUUUGUGCUACUCUUACAAGCCAUCUCAGAUGAUGAUGGAAUAAAAUGUAUCAAGUCUUUGUACAGUAGAGAAUUUUAUGUCCUUGGGCUUAUUACAUAUUUUGACAGUAUUAUUAAUGUAAUUUUUUAAAAUCUUUUCUUUUUUGUACAA
Molecule: messenger RNA, 998 nt
Organism: Manihot esculenta (cassava)
Lineage: Eukaryota; Viridiplantae; Streptophyta; Magnoliopsida; Malpighiales; Euphorbiaceae
Product: ORM1-like protein 2
Exons: 3
Coding region: 242-715 (157 amino acids)
Biological process (GO): intracellular sphingolipid homeostasis; negative regulation of ceramide biosynthetic process; ceramide metabolic process
Cellular component (GO): endoplasmic reticulum membrane
Source: RefSeq, a predicted model, not a curated record